AUGGCGGAGGCCGGGCCACAGGCGCCGCCGCCCCCGGGCACCCCAAGCCGGCACGAGAAGAGUUUGGAACUUCUCACUACCAAGUUCGUGUCGCUUCUGCAGGAGGCAAAGGACGGCAUGCUUGACCUCAAGCUGGCAGCUGACACCCUAGCUGUUCGCCGGAAGCGGCGGAUUUAUGACAUUACUAAUGUGCUGGAAGGUAUCAGGCUGAUGGAGAAAAAAUCCAAGAAUAGCAUCCAGUAGAAGGGCGUGGGGCCUGGCUGCAGUACCCGGGAGAUUGCGGACAAGUUGAUUGAGCUCAAGGCAGAGAUCGAGGAGCUGCAGCAGCGAGAGCAAGAACUAGACCAGCACAAGGUGUGGGGGCAGCAGAGCAUCCGGAACAUCACAGAGGACAUGCAGAACAGCUGCUUGGCCUACGUGACUCAUGAGGACAUCUGCAGAUGCUUUGCUGGAGAUGCCAUCCAGGCCCCGUCGGGCACCAGCCUGGAGGUGCCCAUCCCAGAGGGCCUCAAUGGGCAGAAGAAGUAUCAGAUUCACCUGAAGAGUGUAAGUGGCCCCAUCGAGGUGCUGCUGGUGAACAAGGAGGCAUGGAGCUCACCACCAGUGGCGGUGCCUAUGCCGCCACCCAAAGAUCUGCUCCAGAGCCCAUCUGCUGUCUCUCCCCCUCCGCCUCUGCCCAAGCCUGCUCUGGCCCAGCCCCAGAAUGCCUCACGCCCAAGCAGUCCCCAGGUGAUCACCCCCAACCCUGUUCCCGGCAGCACCGAAGCCCAGGGGGUGGCUGGUCCAGCAGCUGAGAUCACAGUGAGUGGUGGCCCUGGAACCGAUAGCAAGGACAGUGGUGGGCUCAGCUCCCUCCCGCUGGGCCUGACAGCACUGGACACCCGGCCGCUGCAGUCCUCUGCCCUGUUGGACAGCAGCAGCAGCAAUAGCAGUUCAUCCAGACCCAACCCUUCUACCUCCUUUGAGCCCAUCAAGGCAGACCCCACAGGUGUUCUGGAGCUCCCCAAAGAGCUGUCAGAAAUCUGUGAUCCCACUCGAGAGUGCAUGAGCUCAGAGGUCCUGGAGGAGCUGAUGUCCUCAGAAGUGUUUGCACCCCUCCUCCGCCUUUCUCCAUCCCCUGGAGACCACGAUUGCAUCUACAACCUGGAUGAGAGUGAAGGUGUCUGUGACCUCUUUGAUGUGCCUAUUCCCAGCCUCUGACUGACAGGGGCAUGCCCUUUGUGGCUGGGACACAGACCGUCUAACCUGGGGGCUGCCUGGGGACCUCCCCCCACCCCACCCCUACACAGCUUGAGAGCCGCAGACUCCUGGCUUCCCCAGCCUUCCCUCACUGCGCAGUUCUGGCCACA
Eubalaena glacialis (North Atlantic right whale) is the source of this 1349-nucleotide messenger RNA. Its product is annotated as transcription factor E2F4-like. The record is from RefSeq and is a predicted model, not a curated record. Gene Ontology annotation, cellular component: RNA polymerase II transcription regulator complex. The transcript has a single exon. Gene Ontology annotation, biological process: regulation of transcription by RNA polymerase II. Gene Ontology annotation, molecular function: protein dimerization activity; DNA-binding transcription factor activity, RNA polymerase II-specific; RNA polymerase II cis-regulatory region sequence-specific DNA binding. Lineage: Eukaryota; Metazoa; Chordata; Mammalia; Artiodactyla; Balaenidae.